GGGCUUUCUAUGCGGAAGUCAACAAGCACCGAGCUUCUUCCUGUAAGUGCUGGGACUAUUCUCUAUAAACUGACAUCUUCUGAUUGAUUGAUCACACCAGCCAUGUCGAAGAACACAGUGUCCGAUCGAUUCAGAAAGGUUGAUGUGGAUGAGUACGACGAAAACAAGUUUGUCGACGAGGAGGACGGUGGAGAAAAUCAACUAGGUCCGGAUGAGGCUGAGGUGGAUUCUCUCAUCAGAUCAGGGAACCUGAUGGGAGCUCUGCAGGCAGUGCUGAAGAAUCCACCCAUCAACACCAAGAACCAGAAUGUGAAGGAACAGGCUGAAGGCCUCGUGUUGAAAGUGCUGAGCUCUUUCAAGACUAGUGAUAUAGAAAAGGCUGUUCAGUCUCUGGAUAAGACUGGAGUUGAUCUCCUAAUGAAAUACAUCUACAGAGGCUUUGAAAGACCCUCAGACAACAGCAGUGCCAUCCUACUGCAGUGGCAUGAAAAGGCUCUCUCAGCUGGAGGUGUGGGCUCCAUCGUCAGAGUGCUCACGGCCAGGAAGACUGUGUAAACUUCAGCACUGAGGCAGGGUUGGCGGAGGGACUGGCUGGCACAACCCCUCGUGGUCUGGUUUCUGGUUUCCCACACUGCCAAACUUUGGAGGAUGUCCAGUCACUCACCUUUUUUUUUUUUUUUUAAACGAUCAAACAUUACAGUGCCAUUUGGAUUUCUUGCAGUGAAGAUAAGCACCUUGGAUCUAUGUUAACAGAACGGUAAUGAGAAAAUGUUAUUGUUGACCUCAGUAGAUAUUAAGCACAGACAUUUUAGCUAUUAUCAAAGGAAAGUCUCUUUACUCGUCUACUUCACGUACUUCACAUUCUCAUACCUGUCCUGAUGUAAAGUCUCAAAAAACAGAACAAACAGUACAUGCAAUUACAUGACUCAAUCUUCGCAGUGGUAUGUGAUGCUACUCUGGAAUUGUUGUUUUUUUGUUGUACUCAAAGGGAUAGUCCACCCAAAAAUGAAAGUUAUGUCAUCGUUUACUCAGCCACAUGUUGUUCAAAAACUGUAUGACUGGAACAUAAAAGAAGAUAUUUUGAAGUCCAAACCACGUUCCAUGUUUUCUUGUGUUAAACAGAGGAAAGAAAGUCAAACACAUUAAGAUGACAGCGUUUUCAUUUUUGUGUGAACUAGCCCUUUAAGGUGAUCAAGCUUUAGUUCGUAGGAUUCUUACAUUACACUCUCUUCUUUUUAAAACAUAAUCAGAGUUGGUCUAUUAAACAUGCCAACAUCAGUAUUUGCUUUUUCCUACUUGCAUUGCAUUGCAUUAUAUAUAAGUUCAGAGCUGGUUGUUGAAUCUAGCCUUAUAUGAACGCCUGUGCUUUCCAGCUCAAUUUCUUGUGAUCAGAGUGCUUAUUUUCCUCCACAGUCCCUUCAGUAAAUCAUGCCGUUUCUAGCAUCUCUUUGGUUUCAUAUUCUACCGGGAUCACGUUUUAAGAAACAAAAAAGGGAAUAACUUUUCUUAAGUUGCCAAAAACGUUUUUAUUGUCAUAAUUGUUGAUGAAUACUAGUGUGUUUUUGUACUCCCUACAAAAACGAUGAGUUUAAUUUUUUAUAACGCUGAGUAUUAUUAGAUUGUCCAACAAAAGCUUAUGUAUAUUUUGAUCACAGCAUUUUUGAACUGUAUUAGAUGUUAGCAGUUGUAGAACAUGAUUAACAUCAACAU
Molecule: messenger RNA, 1710 nt
Organism: Sinocyclocheilus rhinocerous
Lineage: Eukaryota; Metazoa; Chordata; Actinopteri; Cypriniformes; Cyprinidae
Product: actin-related protein 2/3 complex subunit 5-like
Exons: 4
Coding region: 103-555 (150 amino acids)
Biological process (GO): Arp2/3 complex-mediated actin nucleation; regulation of actin filament polymerization
Cellular component (GO): Arp2/3 protein complex; actin cytoskeleton
Source: RefSeq, a predicted model, not a curated record